CCUAAAAAAGGUGAAACUUUACAACUUCCCAUUAAAGCCAAGCCCAUCUCCAUUUUUGUUUUCAAGUUGAACCCAUUUGUCAUUUACUAACGGUGGUGAAGUAAAAGCUCUUCCAAUUGCACCAGUUUAGGGCUCACACAAAACAGAAACGCCAUUUGCGCGUUGGGGAAGAAAAAGUUUCUUGGGAGUCGAGAGAAUUUCUUAUAAAUCAGAGACAGAGAGCUCGUAGAAGCUAAUAGGAUUUGCUUCGCUGUUAAGGCUUGUGGUCACCCAAAUAGCAAGAUACAUUUUACCCUGUGGGAGUGUAAUUCUCAACUGUGAGAUUCAUGCAUGAUUAGGAAGAUGUCAACUGCACAGCCUUUAAAGAAAUUAGUGUCCUGUGUUAUCCUUGAUUUGGAUGGUACACUACUUAACACAGAUGGAAUUGUAAGUGAUGUUUUAAGAGUUUAUUUGGGCAAGUAUGGAAAGCAGUGGGAUGGACGGGAAAUUAAAAAAAUUGUUGGAAAAACACCACUUGAAGCUGCAAGUGCUGUUGUUGAAGAUUAUGAGCUAUCUUGUACAACGAGUGAAUUGCUUUCAGAGAUUACCCCCAUGUUCUCCAAUCAGUGGUGCAACAUCAAAGCACUUCCAGGUGCCAAUCGGUUAAUUAAACAUUUGAGUGGUCAUAGAGUGCCAAUGGCAUUGGCUUCAAACUCUCCAAGGGAAAACAUAGAAACCAAAAUUUCUUACCAUCAGGGCUGGAAGGAAUCCUUUUCUGUCAUCAUUGGUGGUGAUGAAGUAAGAUUGGGGAAGCCUUCUCCGGAAAUAUUCCUUGAAGUUGCUAAAAGGCUUAAUGUCGACCCUUCCAGCUGCCUUGUGAUUGAAGAUUCUCUACUAGGUGUUACAGCUGGAAGGGCUGCUGGUAUGGAGGUGGUUGCUGUACCCUCCAUCCCAAAGCAGCCCCACCUUUAUACUUUAGCGGAUGAGGUGAUCAACUCUCUACUUGAUUUGCGACCUGAAAAGUGGGGCCUACCUCCUUUCCAAGAUUGGAUAAAAGAUACUUUACCACUAGAACCUUGGCACAUUGGUGGUCCUGUCGUUAAGGGAUUCGGUCGGGGCUCAAAAGUACUUGGGAUCCCUACAGGUGUGUUGCUGUCGGCCUAUCCAGUUAGAAUCUUCAUUCAACUGUACAUGUCUUCUGAUGAAACAAUGCUAAUUUAUCCACAGAAGGAUAUGGAUCUCUUCUUUCAGAACAUCCCUCAGGAGUAUAUUUUGGUUGGGCUGGAUUAUCUAAACGAGGAGCCAUGGUUGCUUCAUAACUUUGAUGAGGAUUUCUAUGGGGAGGAACUGCGUCUUAUUAUAGUCGGCUACAUACGGCCAGAGGCCAAUUUCUCAUCCCUCCAGAGCUUGAUAGAGAAGAUUCAUCACGACAGAAAAGUUGCAGAGGAAGCUCUUGAUCUUCCAUUGUUCUCCAAAUACAAGGACGACCCAUAUCUUAAAAGUUCUACAUAAGGGUGUCCCAGGAAUUUCUUGAAGGUCCCCAACCCGGGAGGUGCCUACAACAUAAGUAAACCCCUCAACAACCCCAAGCCCGGUUAGUCGAAAUUGAAAGCCGGCAAGGGAAGGAGGCGGGGAAGCACUCCAAACCCGACAAUCUUAGACAGAAUAACCAAUGCAAGAACAUCUGCAACAAAGUUUGGUUUGUUUUCCUGAGAACAUGAUGAAGCCGGACUUCUUCAAGGAGAUUAGCAAAAAUGAAUGUCUCAAAGGAUAAACCGGAUCUGAAGUAUCAUUCAGCAGACAAUAUCAAUAACGAGAGUACCCCCCCAACCAAGAUUUUGGUCAAUAAACUAUUUCCUUCCACAUUCAUAAUACAGCAGAAUGUAGAGUUUUCAUUAAAAAAUAACAAAGGAGUUCCAUGCAUAUUAGAAAGAUAGAUUCGUCAUCAAUACUUUUAUGCAGAAAAACAGAUUUUCAGCAACGUACUUAUAUCAGAAUACCAAGUUUAAUACAGAAUUCUGGACUUAAAUACAAUAUAGUAGGCAUUCGAUUCAAUAUCCUAGGCUUAGAGUCAUUACCUUAUGCAAGUUUCAUGAAUUAUAUUUGUAACAGCAAACAUUGAAGCUUUAGCCUGCACCAUAUGAUUUAGUUUGUAAAGUUUGGAAGUAAUUAAAUGUGAUUCUUUAUUUU
Prunus dulcis (almond) is the source of this 2169-nucleotide messenger RNA. RefSeq names its product bifunctional riboflavin kinase/FMN phosphatase-like. The record is from RefSeq and is a predicted model, not a curated record. NCBI's taxonomy places the organism in Eukaryota, Viridiplantae, Streptophyta, Magnoliopsida, Rosales, Rosaceae. The transcript is spliced from 13 exons. The coding region runs from base 331 to 1491 and encodes 386 amino acids. Gene Ontology annotation, biological process: FMN biosynthetic process; riboflavin biosynthetic process. Gene Ontology annotation, molecular function: riboflavin kinase activity.